Messenger RNA from Periophthalmus magnuspinnatus, 1299 nucleotides. It is a transcript of the gene myog, whose product is annotated as myogenin. NCBI's taxonomy places the organism in Eukaryota, Metazoa, Chordata, Actinopteri, Gobiiformes, Gobiidae. The transcript is spliced from 4 exons. Bases 124 to 867 code for a protein of 247 amino acids. Gene Ontology annotation, biological process: positive regulation of transcription by RNA polymerase II; muscle organ development; positive regulation of myoblast differentiation. Gene Ontology annotation, molecular function: RNA polymerase II cis-regulatory region sequence-specific DNA binding; protein dimerization activity; DNA-binding transcription factor activity, RNA polymerase II-specific. The record is from RefSeq and is a predicted model, not a curated record.
GGAGCAGUUGUUCUGCUAGCGUCCCUCUACUCCACACAACAUAAGGGAACAUAUAGCGCUGCACUAGCUUAAGCUUUUCAGGAAAAUCAUUUCACUAUUUUUGAAAACUAAACUUUGACAAUAAUGGAACUUUUCGAGACCAAUCCGUAUUUUUUCCCUGAUCAGCGAUUUUACGAAGGGAAUGAUAAUUUCUACCAGUCUAGACUUCCAGGGGGCUACGACCAAACCGGCUUCCAGGAUCGGAGCACCAUGAUGGGCUUGUGCGGUCCGACAGGGGUGCCCCAAGUGGUGGAGGACAAGCCAUCUCCGAACAGCAGCUUGUCCCCUCACUCUGACAGCAACACACCCCAUUGCCCGGGACAAUGCCUUCCCUGGGCCUGUAAGCUUUGUAAGAGGAAAACCGUGACCAUGGAUCGGCGUCGAGCGGCGACUUUGAGAGAAAAACGCCGCUUGAAGAAAGUGAACGAGGCUUUCGAUGCUUUGAAGAGGAGUACGCUGAUGAACCCAAACCAGAGGCUACCCAAAGUGGAGAUUUUGAGAAGUGCCAUCCAGUACAUCGAGAGACUGCAGGCGCUGGUGUCGUCCCUGAAUCAACAAGAGAACGAGGCGGGACAGCAAGGAAUACACUACAGGCAAAGUCAAGCACAGCCCCGAGUGUCCUCCUCGAGCGAGCCCAGCUCUGGGAGCACGUGCUGCAGUAGCCCUGAGUGGAGCAGCACCCCUGAGCAGUGCCAGAGCUACAGCAGCGAAGAUCUGCUGAGCACGGCGGACUCUCCAGACCAGGGGAACAUGCGGGCGCUGUCCUCCAUCGUCGAAAGCAUUUCUGGGGCUGACGGAUCGGUGGCUUUCGGUGACAUUCCCAAGUAGAGCCUCCAACCGAGACAACCAGGCCACGGGCAGCCAACUAAACCAACAACCACACUUUUAACAGGGCUAAUUUAUUUAUUUAAACAAUUUGAUGCAAAAUAUUAAAUUAUUAAGUUAUUAUUGAGGUUUAAAUUAUAAUGAGGUAGUAUCAGCUGCUCAGUGGUCUGACAGAAAUGAUAAGACAUAAAUUCCGAUUGUACUUUUCACAACUUUUUAUGCCACAUUCUUGUGCUCACAAAAUGGUCCAUAGUUUUGAAUUCAUCAUGGUAGUAAAUUAAACUUCCAUAACUUCCACUACUUCUUAACUUCCUAAACCUAACUGUGGCUUUUGUCCUCACCAAGUUGCUCCUAUUAGCUUGUUGUUAGCGCCUUUCAAAUUAUAAUGGUGAAUGCGAAUAUAAUAGGCUCUGUGCACAACAGCGGCAACCUCAC